ACAGUAGUGACGGCCGCGCGGGAGCGGUCACAUGACCUUAGCGGCUGCCUGUACAGUAAGGACCCAAUAUGGCAGCGGCGGUAGCAGUGGCAACGGCAGCGGGAGGACCGGCCGCCCCGUAGACCCCCCCGCGCACCACCCUUGCCGCUUCCUCUGCUUGGGUGCUGCUCCGGCCUGACUUCCCCAUUCUCCCACCUUUCCCGGCACCGCGGGAAAAACAGCGCAGGGCAGAGCAGGCAGGGAGGGCGGCCGGAGCCCGGACACGGGAGCCUCCCAGUCAGUUCAAGACCCGACAUGAGGGAAAAGGGCCGUAGGAAGAAGGGCAGGACCUGGGCGGAGGCCGCCAAGACGGUCUUAGAAAAAUAUCCAAACACACCCAUGAGUCAUAAAGAAAUUCUUCAAGUUAUCCAGAGAGAAGGACUAAAAGAAAUCAGAAGUGGGACCUCCCCUCUUGCAUGCCUGAACGCCAUGCUGCACACAAACUCCCGAGGCGAAGAGGGCAUCUUCUACAAGGUCCCGGGCAGAAUGGGAGUGUAUACUUUGAAGAAAGAUGUGCCGGAUGGGGUGAAAGAGCUAUCAGAAGGUUCAGAAGAAAGCAGUGAUGGUCAGUCAGAUUCCCAGAGUUCUGAGAACAGCAGCAGCAGCAGUGAUGGUGGCAGCAACAAGGAGGGAAAAAAGAACAGGUGGAAAAGGAAAGUAUCAUCUAGACUGUCACAGCCAUCCUCUCCCCAGUCAGGCUGCCCAUCACCCACCAUUCCAGCAGGUAAAGUCAUUUCUCCAUCGCAGAAGCACAGCAAGAAGGCACUAAAGCAGGCUCUAAAACAGCAACAGCAGAAGAAACAACAGCAGCAAUGUAGGCCAAGCAUGUCCAUCUCCUCCAAUCAGCAUCUCUCUCUGAAAACUGUCAAAGCAGCCAGUGACUCUGUAACUGCUAAAUCUGCAGUAUGGGAAGGAAAGCAAUCUGAUGGACAGUCAAGCAGCUCCCAGAACUCAAACUCUAGCUUUUCUUCUUCAGUUAAAGUGGAAAAUCCUUUGCUAGGCUUGGGGAAGAAGUCAUUCCAAAGGUCUGACAGACUUCACACAAGGCAACUGAAAAGGACUAAAUGUGCUGAAAUUGAUGUGGAGACACCAGACUCCAUUCUGGUUAAUACGAACCUUCGAGCACUGAUCAACAAACACACAUUUUCAGCCCUUCCUGGGGAUUGCCAACAACGACUGCUUUUACUACUUCCAGAGGUGGAUCGACAGGUUGGUCCAGAUGGUCUGAUGAAGCUAAAUGGCUCAGCCCUUAACAAUGAGUUCUUCACUUCAGCAGCCCAAGGCUGGAAGGAAAGACUCUCAGAAGGUGAGUUUACACCUGAGAUGCAAGUGAGAAUUCGACAAGAGAUUGAGAAGGAGAAAAAAGUAGAGCCAUGGAAAGAACAAUUCUUUGAAAGCUACUAUGGUCAGAGUUCUGGCCUGAGCCUUGAGGAUUCAAAGAAAUUGACAGCUUCACCCAGCGAUCCCAAAGUAAAGAAAACCCCAACUGAGCAACCAAAAUCCAUGUUUCCUUCAGAGGCCUCCCCUGUCAGUAUAAUCCCUGUAAUUCCCAAGGUGGAAUCUAAAGGAGAAGUCCAUAUGCCAUCAUCAGUCAGAAAAGAAGAACAGGAAACCCAAGAUAAAGUGCAGCCAGACCCUAAAUGCACUGACCCCCUGCUUUGCUCCACCAGCGACACAAGUGAGCGUAGCCUUCUUCCCAUCAAGUGCCCAGAGGGUGAGGAUGUCUUGGGGCAGAAGCCACUUGCUUCUGCUGAACAGGAAUCUGAGAAAGAGAAUCAUCUCACUGCACCUUCUGACUUUAACAAAAACGAAAGCCAAGAAGCUUUAGUUAAGUCUCUGAGCAAACCCAAGAGUCCUGGAGUGGAGAAACCAGUAAUGAAGUCCAUAGUAGAAACAGGUCCACAGGAGACCACUGUGAAAGAGCCUUCAUCAGCUCUGGUUGAUCACAGCUCAGAAAGCCUCAAGAGGAAAUCUUCUCUCACCCAAGAAGAGGCCUCUACGAGCUGGGAGAAAAGGCCGCGUGUCACUGAGAAUCGCCAGCACCAGCAGCCAUUUCAAGUCUCUCCACAGCCCUUUCUCAAUAGAGGGGACAGGAUCCAAGUGCGAAAAGUACCACCUCUCAAGAUCCCGGUCUCCAGAAUCUCCCCCAUGCUGUUUCCUACAUCGCAGGUCUCUCCCGGGGCUCGUUUUCCAAUCUCCAUCACUAGUCCUAACAGAACAGGAGCCAGAACUCUUGCAGACAUCAAAGCAAAAGCCCAGCUGGUCAAAGCACAGAGGGCAGCAGCUGCCGCUGCAGCUGCAGCUGCUGCAGCCGCCGCAGUUGGAGGGACCAUUCCAGGACCUGGCCCAGGGGGUGGACAAGGUCCAGGAGAGGGUGGCGAAAGGAAGACUGCUAGAGGAGGGAGUCCAGACUCAGGUAGAGUCAGAGAAACUGGAAAGGGCCCCACACUGGAACUGGCAGGAACUGGAAGCAGGGGAGGUACGAGAGAGCUUUUACCCUGUGGUUCAGAGACUCAGCCCCAACCUGAGACCAAGACCUCAGGCCAGGCACAGCCUCAUAGUGUCUCUGGAGCACAACUACAGCAAAUCCCCUCAGUGCCUCCAACAUCUGCCAUCAGUGGAGCAUGCACAAGUGUCCCAUCACCAGCUCACACUAGCGCACCCCCACCAGCUUUAGGGAAAUUGAAUAUUGAGAAACUGAAUGCUGCCAGGGCAGCAGCCACGGUGGCCUCUCUUAACCACCCACAAGGGCCCAGUCCUUGCAGGCAGGAGAAAGUCCCUUCUGCUCCAACAGUUCCUGCUCUAAUCUCAGGUGCCUCACCUGUUCAUUUUGCAGCUGAUGGCACAGUUGAGCCCAAAACAGGCCCUAGUAAGAAUACACCAAACCCUUCAGCCUCAGCAGAGACAACUGCGAGGGCUUCAGUGGAUAUGACUUCCUCCCCUUUAACAUCUUUAUUAAUAGCAGCCACUUUAGAAAAGCUUUCUAUACCCCAGGUCAGUGUAACUGUAGCACCUACCGCAUCAGCUCCAUCCUCAAGCACUUUGCCAGCAGCUUCUAGCCUUAAAACUCCAGGAACUUCUUCAAAUAUGAAUGGACCCAUUUCACGGCCAAGCUCAAGUAUCCCUGCUAAUAAUCCUUUGGUCACUCAGCUGCUCCAGGGCAAAGAUGUUCCCAUGGAGCAAAUUCUGCCUAAACCACUCACCAAAGUUGAAAUGAAAACUGUUCCACUGACUGCAAAAGAGGAAAUAGGGAUAGGAGCACCCACAGGCACCAACAUAACAGAAAACAGCACCAGAGAGGAAGUUCAUGAGAGGCCUUCUCAUCCAGCAAUACAGCAACUGGGUAAAACCUUGCAAAGUAAGCAUCUCCCCCCAGUUCCCAGACCCCUUCAGCUCUUUUCAGGUAAGGAUCUGAGGGACUCUACCAUUGACACACACCAAGAAGGACUCAGUAAAGCAACCCAAGAUCAGAUCCUUCAGACUCUCAUCCAAAGGGUUCAUAUUCAGAGGCAUAAUGUUCUCUCAUUUGUGCAGCCCCCGCAGUUCAACUUCACUCACUCAGGUUUCCAGUUAGAAGACAUCUCCACAAGCCAGCGGUUCAUGCUGGGGUUUGCUGGCAGAAGGACUUCGAAGCCUGCAAUGGCAGGUCACUACUUACUUAACAUUUCCACCUAUGGCCGGGGUUCAGAGAGCUUUAGGAGGACCCAUUCUGUAAACCCUGAGGACCGUUUUUGUCUAAGUAGCCCCACUGAGGCCUUGAAAAUGGGAUAUACAGAUUGUAAAAAUGAAAUGGGAGAUAAUAGCAGCGGCAAAGAAGAUACUGAUGAGGAAAGUACUGGUGAUGAGCGAGAGUCCGUCAUGGUGAAGGAGGAGCCCCAGGGCUCUGGCAAGUGUGAAGCAGGUUCAGGACCCCACAGUAGAGAAACCCUAGCCACUGAUUGUUUAGCUAACAAGAAUAUGAAGGCAGAGACACCAGUGCCUGAGCAAACCACUUUAAGCAAGGAGAACUGUCUGUUCACUAGAGGCCAGACAUUUGAUGAAAAGACCCUAGCCAGAGAUCUGAUUCAGGCAGCACAGAAGCAGAUGGCUCACGUGGCAAGAGGUAAGGCGAUGCACAGCAGCCCUGAGAUGUUCAGUUCCACUGCUCUUCCUCCACCUACAGGCAGUCCCACCCAUCAGCCUCUCCUCCUCCCACCACUGCAAACCCCAAAGCUGUAUGGGAGCCCCACACAGAUUGGGCCAAGCUACAGAGGCAUGAUCAAUGUCUCUACUUCAUCGGACAUGGACCAUAACUCUGCUGUACCCGGAAUGCCUGACUGUGGCCAGGUAUCUAGCAAUGUAGGCGACGUCAUGUCUUUUUCAGUGACUGUCACUACCAUCCCUGCUAGCCAAACUAUGAAUCCCAGCAGCCAUAGCCAGACCAUUCCUGUCCAGGCAUUUCCUGAAGAGAACAGCAUAGAGGACACGCCUUCGAAAUGUUACUGCCGAUUGAAAGCCAUGAUCAUGUGCAAGGGGUGUGGAGCUUUCUGCCAUGAUGACUGCAUUGGCCCCUCUAAACUGUGUGUCUCCUGCCUUGUUGUGCGGUAACGAGACUAGAAAGAGAACACACUGUACAGGAGGCAGGAAGGGAUGACAGGAUGUGUUUUUUGCGUCCUUUUGGAAUCACAGAAAUAAGUAGAUCUCAGUUGUCGAGAUAAAUGUUGCUUAAUCAGGUAUACAGAGUACAGAUCUUACAUUUUAGAGGAAGAGCACCUUGUAUAGUAAGUCUAAGUCAAGCAAGACUUUGUGAAUUUGUGACAAGUUUGCACUUACAAAAUCAUGUAAAUAUGUCACAUUUUGUUUUUAACAUUAUUUUUCCAAGUGUUUAGGUAAUAAUGUAUUACUUUUAAUUCAAAUUUAUGUUCUACUUCAUGUGACUCUGAGAAAAAUUCAGUGCCGUGCAUGGUGAAAGGAAGCUUGUCUCCCUUCUGUCCUUUCCUAAGAGGCUAGGAAGAGGAAGGAGUGAAUGAAUGGCCUGGAGAAGUGACUGUUCAUGCUGAUUAUGUCUUGACCACCUGCCUGUAGGUUUUAUGUGGAUUUUUCAGCCUUUCCAGAAUAUGGAUUCAGGUUUACUCAGCCCCUUCAGCCCCUUUACCUUAGAUGGAACCUUCUGAAUUCAAAUUUUGAUAAGGUAUUAAUUUCACAUCUAGUACUUCAGACUCUGAAAGCUCUGACUUGGUUCUUGGCUUCCCUAAACCAGUACUAUUGACAAGCACAAUGCAUGCAAUUUGUGGGUCCCUGCUGCUCCCUAAUCCUACUCCCCUGCUCUGAGAUUGUGAAUGUGGUCCGUGUACUUAGUCAUGGGAGCUUACAAACAGGUUUAAAAUACUAGCAUAAAAUUAACAGGGAAGUAUUGGUGACGGGGUGAUUUGAACUGUGUAUUUUGUUGGGCAAGGGGAAUAAAGGUGCAGAAACUUAACUCUGGGAAAGAAUCUUAACAUUAAAAACCAAACAGCCUCUUCUCCCAAUCCAUUACCCAGGGUUCAGUAGUCAGUUGUUGCUUCAGGUAGAAAAGCUCAUGAAUGCCGCCUUUGCCCAUUCUGUUAAGCCUGUUUUGACCUCCCAGGCAUCUGAGGAGUAUAGAGUAAUCUUACUAUGUUACUUUGAAGACAUCUGCACACACACAAUAAAAGUCAGACACUUCCUGUUUUAGAAAAUAUGUCCCCUGUUUUGGAUUACUGCUGUCUAUGCACUAGAAAUUUCUAAUGUAAAGGGGCUUCAGUGAAUGGCUAAGGGAACAUGUAGAAAGGAGAGAAAUUACCUCCAAAGCUUUGUUGUUUUUGUUUAUUUUUUGUGUCCUUGUUGUGUUUUUAAGCCUGUAUCUAGCAACUAAAGAAUUUUCGAGUAUAUAUAUUUAGGUCAUGGUUAAAGAACAUUAAAAUAAGCCUACAGUUUACCAGAAUUUGAAUUUUAAAAUUGAGUAUUGUCAAUGUGCAUCAUUUGCAUAUUGAUUUCAAGUUUUCUAAUUUCAAGUAGGUAAAGUAAAAAUACUGCUGUAACCUAGUACAGUUGUAGUUGUACUUAUUAUUCAGGAUGUGAUACUUACAACAUGCAGAACAGUGUAAACUGGUUAAGUCACAUUCCAGGUUAGGAGAAAGCAGUAGUAACCUUUGCCCCCAUUCUGCUACCCUUUCCUGUCCUCCUUCCAUGUUAUACACUCUUGAUAUUUUCAAACUCUAUAAGAAACUCAUUACUUUACUAUUUUCAUUUGUUGUUUCUGUUUUUUUGUGUGGGCCAAGGCAAUUAGAGGACUAAUAUCUGUGUUCUUGUUUCCGCCUAGACAAUGUCCUUCUGACUCCCCUUUUUCUUCCAGCCACACACAGCUGCAAGGAUCCCAGGGGUAAGGUUUAAGUUCUCCAGCCAAGAACCAGUAAGAAAGUCUGUUCUCAGACUUUCGGUGUCCUGGGUAAUUCAGGGGGAGCUUAAAAAGACCUGUUGCUGGUUCAGAUUUCCCAUGCUCAGCUCUGCACUCUGCACUUCAGUGGCAGGCUGCGGGUUGGUCUGAGUGCUGGAAGUUGUUGAGAGUUUUAGAACUGACCACAUGCUAAACAAUUGCCAAUUUGGGUUGAUUAAAGAGGUUUUUCUUC
Molecule: messenger RNA, 6665 nt
Organism: Miniopterus natalensis
Lineage: Eukaryota; Metazoa; Chordata; Mammalia; Chiroptera; Miniopteridae
Source: RefSeq, a predicted model, not a curated record